AUGUGGCAGUUGCUGUACCACUGUGCAAGAAAACAGGUCGUCCAGUCUGUGCGGCCAAUGGCAGCGUUUAGACUGGUCUCCUCAGUUCCUCUCAAAGCCAAAUGCACUUCCUGUGGCUACAAACUCCAGAACUCUGACCCAGGCAAGCCAGGGUACACGAAAUACUCGUUUGAGGAUAAUGUGCGAGAGAAGCCCCAAAUUCGAAACCACAACAUUCCACAGGAGAAAGAACAGGCAAUUCUCGAGGAGUUCCGCUCGAUGAUGGGGAAUUUGCCGGUUAAAUCGUCCGAACCCCGUGCAAAAAAAGCAGACGAAAAUCCAAUGUGUCUGCGGUGCUACGACGCCGUCCACCACAACGUGUACAACCCCGAAGAGCACGUGACAAUUUCCGUCGAGGAAGCAAUGAGCGAGAUCCCUUCAAAUGCCAAAAUAGUACAUGUCAUUUCCGCACUUGACUUUCCUCUUGGCGCAACCUCAAAAGUCUUGCAAAACAGAGAUCCAAGCAAGAUCUAUUACGUUAUCACCAAGAUGGAUUUGUUCUUCAAUAAAGACCAGUACAUCAACUCCGAAGGAACGCGAUAUUUUGCCCAGGUACUGCAACGUCUGGUUGGAGCAGACCCAACUAAGGUCCGCUGUGUGACGGCGAGAAACAGAUGGGGAGUGCGCGAUCUCUACUCUUGGCUACCCCAGGGCAAUUUGUAUUUCAUCGGGGAGACAAACUCGGGCAAAAGUCGGCUGAUUGAAAGUCUAUGCAGGUACCACGAGUACGUGAAGAGAGAAGAGAUACAAUCAACUCCUGGAGUCAGCAACUGGCCUGGUUUCACCAGAGACUUUAUGAAAUACACCUUGCAAAAAAGAGACACAACCCUAAUAGACACUGUUGGAUUUGCUCCUCCGCAAGAGGGAAUUUUCAAAUACAUGCUCUCUGAACACAUACCUGCUCUUCCAACCCUGAAAAAACCGCCUACUCAAGAGCCAAAAGACCACCGUCUGCAAUCGUUGAGUGUCAAGACUGCGAAGUACUAUUCAGGAGACAAGGUUUUCAGCAUCGGAGGCUACUUCUAUCUGCGACCUCCUAGCGAUUGUGCUUUGAGGAUAUUUCCCGGCAUGUCAGGCAAGCAAUUCAAUCAGCAUUCCAUCGAAAAAGCGAUUUACACCAGUUUGAACCGAGAACGCGCCGUUGCGUCUAACUUUUCAGUCAACAAACUGGCAGUUCAGCAUCUCGAACGCCACGUGAUUCCCAUCUUCUACGGCACCGUUGAUCUGGUCUUCCGUGAUAUUGGAUUUUUAACCAUUGCUCCAACAGGAAUUCCAAAGAUUCGCGAGCUUUUCGAGCUUUGGAUUCCAAAGGGAGUUGACGUGGUUGUCAGAGAACCGAUUUUCAGAUACAUAUAUCCACGAACGAUGCCUAAAGACCCCAAUGCUCCUAGGUUGUCUAAAUACAGGAAAGUCCCUGAGGACAAGCUAAUCUACACCAAAAUUUUCCCUGUGGACGAGCACAGGACGAAAGCUGAACUUCUGGAGGAGUUCGAUCCAGACGGGUCAAUCCGAGAGCAUUUCGAGUCCGCCGAGUCACAAGACAAUUACAGAAAUCCCGGCUGGGUGCAACCAGAGCUGUAG
Ogataea parapolymorpha DL-1 is the source of this 1620-nucleotide messenger RNA. RefSeq lists its product as uncharacterized. Gene Ontology annotation, molecular function: GTP binding. The transcript has a single exon. The record is from RefSeq and is a predicted model, not a curated record. Lineage: Eukaryota; Fungi; Ascomycota; Pichiomycetes; Pichiales; Pichiaceae. Gene Ontology annotation, cellular component: mitochondrion. Bases 1 to 1620 code for a protein of 539 amino acids.